AUUUUCGUUGUCAUGGUUACUACGUAAACAAAUACGAAGUUAGGUUAAAGUAAUAUGUAUAUGUACUGAUAUAAUGAAAUACAUGCAGUGAGGUAUAUAAAAGCUGGAAGUUUGGGGGUUUCUAAUUUCUAGUGAUUAAUGAGCACAAUAUGUCGGAGUCGAAGACAGCUGCCACUUCAACUCAUUCUUACCCACACCUUACAUAUAGAAGUGAAGAGAAUCAUGACGAUGUAGACCCCAGGAAUCAACGGUUGGCUCAUGAUGAUAAGGACAUGAGACAUGAACAAACACCAAGUCUUGUCUCUGGCCUUCAAGGUGGGGAUAAUGAGCCAGAGGUUCUUCAGCCUGACCACCCAUUAAUGAAAAAAUUUCAGGUUGCCCUAAAGGACCACUUAACACGGCAGUAUAAUCGCCUAAGUGAAGAAAUCCUCAAACUUGAAGCAGGAAUCAAGAAUCAGAAACUGGAGUGUGAAAAACUGGGACUAAACAUAUAUGACGUACAACAAAAUGUGAUGAGGCAGCAGAGUGUCACUGACAACUACCACAAGACAAUUGCCAAUAUUACAAAAAUUAGGCAAGAAAUAGAGGCUCAAGUAGAGACAUGCAGAAACACAUACAAGUCUGAGCAGGAAAAGCUCAACAAUGCACAGAAGGAAGAGGAGGAUGUGCGGACAGAGCUGGAAAAUCUGGUGUGUCUGGAAGAGAAAUUUGCAGACUGGGAGAAACAAUUAGAAUCUAAACUAGCUUCAUCAGAGAGAAUUUCUGAGAAGACCAAGACUGAUAAAAAACAGUUCACCAAGGAGAUGCAAAAACAGGACAUUUUCAUUUUCAAGCUGAUGACUGAGGUAGAAAAUCUACAGGGAAAGAACAGAAACCUCAGUGGACUGUUAAAAUUGAAGGAGUUAGAGAAGAACAAAGUGGGUCAGUCUGUAGCUGAUACAAACGCAGAUCUUGAGACACUGGACAGAGAGCAGCAUCGUCUCAUGCAAUCAUGGAGUAGUGUGAUUAUCAGCAUACAGCAGAGAGACAAAAUCUAUAUGAGUGUCAUGCAAGAUUACAACAAAGUUAAGCAGCAACUGCAAACACUGAUCAACGAAAUUGAAGGCUUCAAGAAGGCUUCAGUUGAGGAAAUGUUAAAGAAUGAACACCUGACAAUAAUUCUAAAGAAAAUUCACUCAGAAGAAGCAAAUUUGAAGCGCUUGAUUGCUGUAGAGGAAGGGAAAAAAGGUGCUUUAGAGAUACAGUUGGCAUCUGUUCACAACAUGCUGGAACAAACAGAUAAGGAUGUGCAGGAAGUCAUGUUGGUUUACCACAAGAAUUCACAUGAAAAUAAGAUGCUGCAGAAAAGGGUGGAAAGGCUUGUGAAUGAGAAAGUAGCUCUGGAGGAUAGAAUCCUGGCAAAGCUGCAGGAUCAGAUCACACAGGACAAAGCAUCGAAGUACUUGAACAAAGUGCUUCAAACACUCAGGGACAAAAUCAGGGACAAGGAAAUUGUGGUGGUGAAUGUGGUGAACCAGCUGACACAGACUAGUAAAGAUUUGGAUCAUCAGAAGGGGAUGAAUGAGCAAACAAAUAUUGUUUUGGAUGACUUGAAGAAGCAGACUGAAACAAAAGAAAAGGAACUGAAGAGCCUACAGAGUGACCUGCAUCAGAGCAAGUUUGAAGUACACAAGAAACAGGGAACCGUGGACAGCUUGCGGAAGAAACUGGAGCAACUAACUCCAAAAUCAGGAGAUGAAUACCUAAGCCCUCAAGAGAUAAAAAUUAAAGCCCUAGAGAAGAACAUCACAAAAACAAUAGCGAAAUGUGAGGAGCUGCAGCAGUUUUGGUUACAGCAGCAGACUCUUACUGUUAAACUCGCAAACCAAAGGAAUGAGCAAGUCCACAACAUAAACCUCACGCACAAACAGGUGCUCAUUCUGGAUCAAAAAAACCUGAAGAUCGAGCAUCAGAUUAAUUGCCAAAAAAAGGUGAACAAGGUACUCAACCAUUCGAUUUCCUCGCUCAACAAGAAACUGCUGUCACUGAACUUGAAACUCUGCGAGAGGAAGGAAUAUAUGGAAAUACUGGACAAGGAGAACCUGUAUACAGAGACCUACUACAUGAGCGUACUCAAGGAUGCAGAGUUAGAAGCUGUAAAGCUGAAGUCAGAAAUCCAUGAUCUGGAGCAAGAAAAAAUUCAACUCGGAGGGUCACUGCUAGAAAAACAACAGGAAUUUCUGGCCUGGGAGAAGAAGUUGCAGAUAGCACAGGAAACCAAGCAGAACACUCAGUAUGAGAAAGGAAAAGAGGGUGACAUGGUGGCCAUGAAAGCUGAAAUCCACCGUAUGCAGGUCAGAUAUUCACAGCUGCGCAAAGCUCAGGAAAAGCUGAUUGGAGAUCUUGAGCAAAGUGUUGCAAAGCGUGAUGCAAUUGUUGUGCAGGCAGAAGCUGCCUGUACAGGCACCCACAGCACUCGCCACAACUUUCAGAAGAAACUGGAGGAUAUGCAAAACAAGAUCAAGCAUGUGAACAGUGAAAUCAAGUCACUUCAGCACCAGACCAAGGUUGCACAGCAGCGACAUGACCAGCUGAUUCAGCAAGUGAAGGACAAAGAGAAUGAGUUGAAACAGCUGGAGGACACAACCAGAAAACUAGAUGUACAAUUGGAGGAAGGGAAACUGCAACGGCAAAAAAACUUGGAAGUACUGGUCCGACGACAAUUCAAAACCAGGAUGUAUAAUGACAUCAAGUCUGGACAUUACCACCUGCUUUUCCGCAGUGAGCAGUCACUGGAUGUGGAGAUGCGGCACCAGAAGACAAUAAAUGCUGAUCUCAUAUCCAUACUGGAAUCCCUGCUCACAGACUUUCCUCCACUUAUGAUCCCUCUUACGAAGGCUCUGAAUACACUCCAACUAAAGCCAGCUUGACCUGUGUAGUUGUGCACUAACAUGUGUGUUGUCCAAUAAAUUGGUUCACUUCAACCAUUUGACAAUGUAGUAAUUCUUCUUGCCUGUGAUGAUACAAAACAUGACCAAGAACAAAGGUGGUCUGACAGAAAUUAACAACCAUUUCACAGAUGGUUAUUGCCUCCACCAUCAGGGAAAUGAUCAGGCCCUAAUAAUGGAGGUAGUAAGCAUCUAUGAAACAUCAGCCAGUUUAUACCACACUACGUGGUGCAACAUCCUAUAAGGCAGUCAUAUCAAAACUUAUUAAUGUAAUGAACUACAUGUGUUCAUACUGUUUAGACAGACUAUACCAAUACAUGAGCUCUGGUAGCUCAUUCAGUGUAAUGACUACAUUACACAUUGGAUGGAUGACUGGGGUUUAAUUCCAGGGACGGGCAGAGAUUUGUCUCUUCACCACAAAUGUGUCCCAACCAGCUCUGGAGCCCACUAAGCCUCCUGUCCAAUGGGUACUAAUUAAGCACCAGUGACAACUUACCUUUAUCUUACUGCUCCAACAUUUGUCUGUUAUUUCAUUCCAACUUACAUAACAUUUUAAUCGCAAGAGUUAAAUAAUUAUAAGUUAAAGACCAGGAUUUGUCGCUCAUGAUUAUCAUAUGGAAUUAUGGGUCUGCAGAUCACUGUACAUAUGUAGAUAACACUCAUAAUUGUUAUAUGUGUAUAAUUCAUGUAGACACAUUAGCACUGCUAAUAUCUUAAAUAAAAUGUUUUAGGAGAAGUA
Molecule: messenger RNA, 3666 nt
Organism: Zootermopsis nevadensis
Lineage: Eukaryota; Metazoa; Arthropoda; Insecta; Blattodea; Termopsidae
Gene: l(2)41Ab
Product: lethal (2) 41Ab
Biological process (GO): axoneme assembly
Cellular component (GO): cytoplasm
Source: RefSeq, a predicted model, not a curated record